Messenger RNA from Glycine soja, 1077 nucleotides. RefSeq lists its product as uncharacterized. Gene Ontology annotation, cellular component: membrane. The record is from RefSeq and is a predicted model, not a curated record. The coding region runs from base 240 to 833 and encodes 197 amino acids. Lineage: Eukaryota; Viridiplantae; Streptophyta; Magnoliopsida; Fabales; Fabaceae. The transcript is spliced from 9 exons. Gene Ontology annotation, biological process: mitochondrial respiratory chain complex I assembly; response to oxidative stress.
UUCUAUGGAGUGCAGGAAGCAAAUCUAGGAGGUGCAGGAAGAAAUACCAAAGUCAUUAUUAUUAACUCAACAUUUUCCGUCUCCCACACACUCCCUCUCUGGAAUCAACGUUGAAUAGAACGAACAAAUCAUAUUCUAACUUUCUUUAGUUCCCAUCUCCAACGUUGGAUUGUUCCAACGACGAUGCUGCUGUCUCUGCAACACAUUUGAAUACUACGCAAUUUUUUUAUUAAAAAAAAAUGCGAAGGCUGCUCGGGAAGAUUUCUGGGUUCUUGAGCAAUCGAACUACGGUGGGAGUGGACAAAACAGGGAACAAAUACUUCACCAGAAAUGAAGAGGUUGAUGGUAUCAUGAAAGAGAAAAGAUGGGUGAUAUUUAAGGGAGAGGAGGAUCCUACCUCUAUUCCAGUUGAAUGGAUAUGUUGGCUGAAUGGGCAGCGUAAAAAGGCUCCAACUCCAGAGGAAAUGAUGGAAUUGGAAGCAAGACGUGAAUGUGUUAGACAGAAUGUUGCUCUUCUUUACAGAGACCUUAACACAAACUCUUUUUUUUCCCACAAAGUUCUCAAGAAAGAAGAAGAAAGGAUAGCCAAAGAAGGAAGCAAAGGAAAACGUGUCAGCACUGGAAAAGUCAGUGGUCCAGACUUGAAAAGUUUUAUUCAGCAAUUUCCAGUUCCUUCAGAAGGUAAAGAGGUUGAAGAAUCACCUAGUGCAAUGGAUGGCUUAAGGAAUCCUCAGGAUGGCUUAGCCGAGAAAGAAAAAGAUGAGUCUGAGUCUUCAGAGCCAACAGGAUCUGGUGCAUCUUUUAGACCAGGAACUUGGCAACCUCCAACUUGAGCUUUCAUCACAACCAAGGGCCUUGCUGAGCUUGUAUUAGCCAUGCGCUGUUUUGAAAAAUCCAGGCGUGAUAUAUAUUUCUCCCUCAAGAAUUUUGAUAUAAUUCAUGUGUUAUCAAGUUUCUAGAAAUCUUAAUUCAUUGAUAAACCUUUGCUUAAAGAAUAUGGCCAAUAAAACAACCUGCUUUAUGCAUUUGCAAUGAGUUUGCUUACUGUAGUGAGUAAAGGGGAUGUUUGGUUUGGUU